Molecule: messenger RNA, 2069 nt
Organism: Musa acuminata AAA Group (dessert banana)
Lineage: Eukaryota; Viridiplantae; Streptophyta; Magnoliopsida; Zingiberales; Musaceae
Product: pentatricopeptide repeat-containing protein At5g08510-like
Exons: 2
Coding region: 59-1582 (507 amino acids)
Molecular function (GO): protein binding
Source: RefSeq, a predicted model, not a curated record
GCCAACGCUUCCCAAGAGCAAGCGAGCAAGAGGCCAACUCGGGGGAGCCCGGCGUGGGAUGAACCAGAUCAAACAGAUCCAUGCUUUCACCCUCCGCAAUGGCCUCGACGACAUCCAAGCCCUCGUCCUGAAGCUGCUCCAAGUUCCCAACCUCCCCUACGCCCACGCCCUCCUCCUCUCCCAUCCCCCCCCCCCGCCCACCUUCCUCUACAACAAGCUCUUCCAGGCCUACGCACGCGGCGCCGGGAGCGCGUUCGAGCCCUGCGCUGCACUCUUCGCCCGCAUGCGUCGGCCCCCCAACCCCCACUCCUUCGUCUUCCUCUUCUCCGCCUGCACCGCCUUCGCUCGCCCCGCUCACGGCCGCGCCCUCCACGCCCGCUUUCUCCUCUCCGGCCUCCCUUUCGACGCCUUCGUCGCCACCUCCCUCCUCGACUUCUAUGCCAAGUCCGGCCUCCUCGACUCCGCCCGCCGCCUGUUCGAUGAGUUGCCCUUCCGGGACGUCGCAAUGUGGAACUCCUUGAUCGGCGGGUACACCAGGUGGGGCGAGCUGGACCAGGCCAGGGAGUUGUUCGAGAUGAUGCCCUUUAGAAACGUAAUCUCUUGGACGUCCAUGGUCUCCGGGUAUGCCCAGAAUGGGCGCUAUGAGGAGGCCGUCCGUGCGUUCUCGAGGAUGUGGGAGGAAGCCGAGGUGAAGCCUAACGAGGUCACGCUCGCGAGCGUGCUGCCGGCAUGCGCCCACCUUGGGGCGAUAGGGCUGGGAGAGAAAAUAGAGAACUAUGCACGUGAGAAGGGAUUGAUAGGGAAUGUGUUCGUGUGCAAUGCUUUACUGGAGAUGUAUGGAAAGUGCGGCAACAUUCAUCGUGCAAGGAAGGUGUUCGAUGAAAUGGGUGCCAGAAGAAAUUUGUGCUCUUGGAAUUCGAUGAUAGUGGCAUUGGCGGUGCAUGGGAUGUGGUGUCAAGGCCUUGAGCUUUUCCAUGAAAUGAGGGAAAAAGGAAUCUUGCCCAAUGAUAUUACACUUGUAGGUGUUCUCUUGGCUUGCACUCAUGGAGGACUGGUGGAUGAGGGGCAGUAUAUCUUCAAUUCCAUGGAAAAGGACUUUUUCAUCACCCCUAAACUGGAACAUUAUGGUUGCAUGGUUGAUCUAUUAGGGCGUGCUGGACUAACAAAAGAAGCCUACAGUCUGAUAACAAGUAUGCCAAUGGAGCCAGAUUCAGUGAUAUGGGGUGCUCUGCUUGGUGCUUGCAGUUUUCAUGGUGACGUCCAAUUGGCAGAAGUUGCUGCCGAGUUCCUAUUUAAACUUGAGCCAUGGAACCCAGGAAACCUUGUGAUUCUUUCCAAUAUAUAUGCUUCAUCAGGGAGAUGGAAUUCUGUUGCUAAAAUUUGGAAAAUGAUGAAAGGAAAACUACACAGAAAGUCAGCUGGAUAUAGCAUAAUUGAGUUAGAUGGCUAUAUGCAUAAGUUCCUCGUGGAGGAUAAAUCCCAUCCACAAUUUGAAGAGAUAUAUGCCCUUCUGGACGAGAUUACAAUGAGAAUGAGACUCCUUAGUUACAAACCUAAUCUGAAUCUCCAGAUCGAAUGCUAAGGGGAUUUGGAUAUUCAUAAGGUUGUGUUCCAUUCAAGGACAUAAAUGAACAGAAUCCUCCAAAACCGUAAAUGUGUUCCAUUAUCAAAUUUUAGAGCACAAGAAGAUGAAUAGAAGGCUAUGGUCAUGGAGGUCUUGUUGUUUAGUGUUUGACUUAAUGGGUUGAAGAAAAUAAUAGAAGCACCCCAAAUUACUGCAAAGCAACUAUUGAUAAGCAUUUUCAAUCAUUUUAUUGAACCUCCUGAAUAUAAAAAGCAACAACGGUGUUCUGAAUCUCAGAUCAACGGUUGAAACUUUUGACAACUCUGCGGGAUCUCGAGUUAUCAACUUUUUAUAGAAGGCAUGACAGGAUCAUCCAGUUGGAUAUAAACUCAUGUUUGCUCAAGAAAUUGAUUUGGUACCAGUCUUAAUCAAAGAGGGGAUGGAAACCUUUUGACGUGUAGCUAUGUGAUAUUAGCAUUUAUCCAAGAAAAGAAAAAUUAUUCUA